This is a messenger RNA of Brienomyrus brachyistius, 2493 nucleotides long. RefSeq names its product SH3 and cysteine-rich domain-containing protein 3-like. Gene Ontology annotation, molecular function: protein binding. Gene Ontology annotation, biological process: positive regulation of voltage-gated calcium channel activity; positive regulation of protein localization to plasma membrane; skeletal muscle contraction. The record is from RefSeq and is a predicted model, not a curated record. Lineage: Eukaryota; Metazoa; Chordata; Actinopteri; Osteoglossiformes; Mormyridae. Gene Ontology annotation, cellular component: extrinsic component of cytoplasmic side of plasma membrane.
UGGGGUAGGGGCCGAGGGGACAGCUGUCCCUAGCUGUCACUCUGACACACAAACAGCCCAGGAGUGUUGGGGACAUGCUGCCCUCACUGCUUCCACCUGUCAGAACUCUUUCCGGACAGCUCAGUGCCUAAAGCACCAAACCGAGGAAAACAAUCUGUAAAUCCGCGUGCUGUCCAACUGCGCGUCUUCAGAUUGUGUGGACCACUCCCGCAAGGCAGCGAUCCAACUGAUUCACCCCCCCUCCCCCCCCCCCCCCCCCCCCGCGCUGACCUAAGCUGCACGCAAGCAGUCUGACCUUCAUCUCAACAUGGCCCAGUAUGACCAACUAGACGACAAGGAUUCCUUGGACAUCCAUGACAACCCGCCGGUUCCGGAGAACGUUGUCAAAGAAAGCGACAACAUGGUGUAUUUCGUCUACGACGAGGAGGUGGAGGAGGAGGAGAAGGAGGAGCCGCCGCCCCCAGAGCCGGUCAAGCCUGUCAACGACAAGCCCCACAAGUUCAAGGACCACUACUGCAAGAAGCCCAAAUUCUGCGACGUCUGCGCCCGCAUGAUAGUCCUCAACAACAAAUUUGCUCUGAGGUGUAAAAACUGCAAGACCAACAUCCACCACCAGUGCCAGUCUUACGUGGAGUUCCAGAGAUGCUUCGGCAAAAUCCCCCCCGGCUUCAGACGGGCUUACAGCUCUCCUCUCUACAGCAGCCAGCAGAACGCGACCGUGAAGGAGCUUCUGCCGUUCUCGCAGUCCAACCGCACUGACCCCGUGUUCGAAACGCUGCGCACUGGAGUCAUCAUGGCCAACAAGGAGCGCAAGAAGGGCUCAGAGGACAAGAAGAACAUGAUGAUGAUGAUGAUGGAAGAGGAGGAGAUCCCGCCCAAAGUUGAGGAAGGUGGAGCAGAGGGCGGGAACGCAGAAGGCGAUAAGAAAGGAGAGAAAUCGGCAGCAGACGACAAGAACAAGAAGCCCCAGCCGGAGCUCGGCGUCUUCUCCCAGUCGCACUAUUAUAUGGCCCUCUAUCGCUUUAAGGCCAUUGAGAAGGACGACCUGGACCUCCACCCCGGCGACCGCAUCACCGUGCUUGACGACUCCAAUGAGGAGUGGUGGAGGGGGAAACUCGGGGAAAAAGCUGGUUUCUUCCCGGCAUCUUACAUCAUUCGGGUGCGAGCCGGGGAACAAGUCUACAAGGUGACCCGCUCCUUUGUCGGGAACCGGGAGAUGGGGCAGAUCACGCUGAAGAAAGACCAGAUUGUGGUCAAAAAGGGCGAGGAGGUGAAUGGGUACCUGAAGGUCAGCACUGGACGCACUGGAUUCUUCCCCGCUGACCUGCUGCAGGAGAUCUGACCCCGUCUUGGUCCAGAACCCGGUGUCACAAAGAGCCGACGUGAACGCGUCCGCUUUCUCAGCCCGACACUCGGACAGUGAUCAAGAGCCCUGAAAGAAGAACUGGUGAACAAAGGGGUUUCUCACAAGUGCUGACCAUCUGUUGUGAUCUUCUUGGAAGGGCACGCCACAGUGUGCGCACACUUCCCCCGCAGAAAACACCUUUUUUUUAAAAUAACGCUUUGAGUUUAACCCUGCAAGAAGAGAUGCUGCAGCUAUACGCUGCCCUCAUUCAUAUGCCAUGUUAUCCUCCUGCAAUCAUUGAGUGUUUUAGACUUUGUACAUCUGUAAACAGAGUGUGUUGUCAGACCAUUUUGUGUUUUGUAGUUGUAAGGCUUAGCAUUUGUAAGCUCCCUAACCCUCCAUACACCCAACUGCUUCUAUCAGGCCCCACUAGCUGUGAUUUUCGCCGCUUUCAGACCAUGGUCUCCUUGGAUUUUAAUGUCAUGGUUCCCGGCCUGAAAGCUGAGAUGUGGCGUUCUGCCAUUUGUGCUUUAUUUACAGUUUACUGUUUUGUUUAUUGUGUUUAAGAUCCAGGGGCUUGGAGAGGGCAGAAAUGGUUCCAUCCUCACUGUGAGUGACAGGCGUACUGGGAGGUACAUUACGGUUAGGGGUGUGCACACAUGUUCCUGUACAGUCAGCGAGACUCUGCAGCCUCUUCCUUGCAGUCCACCCAACAUGUAAUUGAAACUCCACACAAAUCAUGUUCCUGUCUGCAUCGGCAUGCUGUUUGCAGGGACUGAAUCCCUCAGCCCCCCCCCCCCCCCCCCCGGCCUCGUCCGUUGAGUCUCCCCUGCCACACCCUGGCAUGGUGGGCCGCACCUUUGAAUGCUGUGCCUCACCUUAAUGCACUGAGCCACGCCCCCUGCAGCCGAGCCACACCCAUUGCAUUCUGACCCUAUUAAGCCGCAUCCUUUCCAGUCAGGCCACGCCCACUAUACACUUCUCCACUGCUCUGCUCCACUGGCCCAACAAACUGUGCACUGUUAAAACAUUCACGGUUCAAGCUGAAAGGGGUGUUUUCCCUGGAUAAAUGAUGAUGGUGAUGAUGAUAAUAAUGAUGCUUUCAUUUAAAGUAAUAUGCCUUUAAAUAAAGUGAUUCUACCAUCCUG